This is a messenger RNA of Hordeum vulgare subsp. vulgare (domesticated barley), 1826 nucleotides long. Its product is annotated as noroxomaritidine synthase 3-like. The record is from RefSeq and is a predicted model, not a curated record. The transcript has a single exon. Lineage: Eukaryota; Viridiplantae; Streptophyta; Magnoliopsida; Poales; Poaceae. Gene Ontology annotation, molecular function: oxidoreductase activity, acting on paired donors, with incorporation or reduction of molecular oxygen; monooxygenase activity; heme binding. The coding region runs from base 74 to 1651 and encodes 525 amino acids.
CAAUAUCGAUUUGCUGAAUACACCUCCGACUUAAGCAUGUGAUAUAAGUAGUCGAUGAACACACGAGCACUGCAUGCAUCCAUGUUUCUCCUUUGCUCCCUCGUCUUGUACUACCAUGGAUUGGUUGGUAGGUGUCGUGGUCUCCCUCCUUUGCUCCCUCGUCUUGUACUACCAUCAUCUCCAGUCCAAGAAAACAUGCAAGGAGGAGCCGACCGAAUGGCCACUAGUGGGCCAUCUUUUCGGCAUGAUCGCUCACAUGAGGAGACCGUUCUACCACGACUGGGCCACCGCCGUGCUCGCCGGCACGCGCCACAACUUCCAAGCUCAUGCGGGGCUCGCCGGCGUGCGGUUCUUCGUCACCUGCGAUCCGUCCAAUGUGCGCCACAUCUUCACCUCCAACUUCCUCAACUACCCCAAGGGCGAGGAGUUCGCCGAGAUCUUUGACGUCCUGGGCCACGGCAUCUUCAACGCCGAUGGUGAUUCCUGGCGGUGGCAACGUGCCAAGUCCCAGUUCCUCAUGGCUGGCCCUCGUUUCCGCUCCUUCUCGGCACGGUGCAGCCGCGACAAGGUGGAGACGAGCCUCCUCCCUUUCCUCGCGCACGCUGCCGACGUCGACGCCCGCUGUGACCUGCACGACGUGUUCCUAAGGCUGACCUUUGACAUGACCUGCAACCUCGUCUUUGGGGUCGAUCCCGGAUGCCUGCAGAUCGGCCUCCCCGUUGUGCCCUUCGCGCGCGCCAUGGACGACGUCCUGGAGAGGGUCAUCCUCCGGCAUGUCAUCCCGCCGGCGUGCUGGAGGCUCAUGUACCGGUAUGAGGUCGGCCCAGAGAAGAAGAUGGCCGUGGCUCGAAGGACCAUCGACCGGUUCGCCGUAGACAUGAUCACCAAGCGCAGAUCCGAUCUCAAGCUCCAGGUUGAGGGCAUCAGUGAAUCCUCCGACAUGUUGUCGUCCUUUAUAUUCAACGGUGAUGCAAGCGACGAGUUCUUGCGUGACACCGCGGUGAACCUCCUACUCGCCGGCCGAGACACCACCGGGACGGCACUAUCGUGGUUCUUCUACCUCCUAUGCAAGAACCCACGCGUGGAGCAGAGGAUCCUUAGCGAGCUAGCACCGAUCGCGGCGACGAAGAAGCUGUCCAACUCCAACGACGACGACAUGGUGGUGUUCGACGUGAGCGAGGUGAGCAGCAUGGUGUACCUGCACGCGGCGUUGUGUGAGAGCCUGAGGCUCUACCCGCCCGUGCCAUUCCAGCACAAGGCGGCAACGGCCGGUGACGUGCUCCCGAGCGGCCACGAGAUAAAGGCAGGUGACAAGAUACUCAUCUACUCCUACUCAAUGGGGAGGAUGGAGGGCGUGUGGGGCAAGGACUGCAUGGAGUUUAGGCCCGAGAGGUGGCUCACCGAUGACGGAAAACUGAGGUACGAGCCGUCUUACAAGUUCAUGGCCUUCAACAGCGGUCCCAGGACCUGCCUCGGCAAGGAGGUGGCCUUCACCCAGAUGAAGGCUGUCGCAGCUGCCGUGCUAUGGAACUUCGCCAUUGAGGUCGUAGCAGGGCAUGUCGUGGAGCCGAAGUUGUCCAUCAUACUCCACAUGAAGAACGGUCUCUCGGUAGAGGUGAAGAGGAGGAAGUUUGCCGGCGUGGAUGGCUAGCUACCAUACACUAGCAGACACGUACAUGUGAUGCUAACACAUAUGGAUAGAUAAAUGGUAGUAGGUUACAGUUGGGCCUGUGGAUUUGAAAUAUGUCUAGAUAAGGUAUGGUGACGUGUUCGAGUAAGACAAUUGUGUUUUAGGCCUCUUAUACAACGUGAGGGUUGACACUGCA